GGCUCGCCUCCGCGCGCCGCCGCCAUGGUGCAGCUGGGGAGCCGCCUCCUGAGGAGCGGCCGCGGCGGCCACGUCGUCAUCCGCUUCGCGCUCGGGGGCUGCACCAACCGGCCGUUCUUCCGCAUCGUGGCGGCCAACAGCAGGCGCGCCCGCGACGGGAAGUACCUGGAGCAGCUCGGCUGCCUUGACCCGCUGCCCAACGCGCACGGCGAGAAGGUGGCGGGGCUCAACCUGGAGCGGCUGCGGUACUGGCUGGGCUGCGGCGCGCAGCUGUCCCGGCCCGCCGAGAAGCUCCUGGGGCUGGCGGGGUUCCUGCCGCUCCACCCCAUGACGGUGACCGGCGCCGAGAGGCUGCGCCGGCGACGACAGCGCGAGCAGCAGCCCGAGGCUGCCCCUGCGGACGGCUCGGCCGAGCCCGGCACCGGCACCGCGCCCUGACACGGCCCGGGACUGCUCCGGGACUGCACCGGCCCGCCCGGGCCCGAGGAGGACUCCUGCCCUGUCAGGGCAUCUGACCCCAUUAAAACGUUACCUCUACGCCGUCCAUCUGCUGCUUUCUCAAAGUUCACUGUUGCCAAAUUGCUCCAUAAAAGAGGAUUUGCUGCACAGGACCAUUCCAGCCUAGGCGUGCCAUUGGCUCCAGGUGCUCUGCCUGCAGUAGUGGCAUGUCCUCUGCUGCCUGCCACUGCCCUGCUCCACUUGUCAAUGGUUUUGACUCCUGGCUGUGAUUUACUGUAGCAGCAGUCCAGUGGUUCAGGGGAGGCCUGGCACAGACAAAUGCAAAAGGAAGGGCAGCUGGUUUUCUGUUUACUUUCUCCAGAGAUGUUCUGGGACUAUUUGUUCAUUUAAAAGCAAAAAAAUAUUUCAGUCUCAUAUAAAGAGGGACUGGGGAGGUGAGCUAAGAGUCCUACUAUUUAAUCACAUAUUUGACCCUGAACCAAGAGACAAGACACCCACCAAAAUCUCUCUUCUACUUUAGAUGCACCCUAAGCUUUUUGGGUUUCCUUUGGUGCAACUCUUAGAUGAUUCUACAAAUACAAGGCAAAGCCAAGUUUCCAGUGUUACCUCUCAAUAAAGUUGGUAGUGUAACCAGCCCAACAGAGGAUGAGUUGACAAAACACUAAGAAAGGGGCCUGGCUUGCUCCCAAUACUGAGAAAGAGUGGUUUUAUUCUUGCUCCUGGAUGAAAGAUAAGGUGAUUAAAAAGCUGUUCUUGGAAGUGACUGAGGCUAUGAAAAGUGGUAUUGCUUUUCUAUUAUACCCCCCUCUUCUAUGCAUUUGAUAUGUUCAGCAUCACAUUUUUUAUAAAAUGGUAAGUGUGCUCUGGUGCACUGGUUUCUAGGAAAUUCCUCUCUAGCUUACUCCAGAUUUCCUUUCCUUGCUCCAAGGGGAAGGUUUGCAUCAGCAGUGUUUUUCUUACCAAAAUGCAAAGGUACCACACAACUUUUCCUUUCUGGGGCUUUCCCCUUUGAACACAAGGUCUGUCUGUAGUGUUUCUUUUAAGACAGUUCUGUGGAGUCCUGGCUUUUGGCCUGAUUUUAAAAAUGCAAACAAACAAA
Molecule: messenger RNA, 1558 nt
Organism: Hirundo rustica (Barn swallow)
Lineage: Eukaryota; Metazoa; Chordata; Aves; Passeriformes; Hirundinidae
Gene: MRPS16
Product: mitochondrial ribosomal protein S16
Exons: 3
Coding region: 25-438 (137 amino acids)
Biological process (GO): mitochondrial translation
Cellular component (GO): mitochondrial small ribosomal subunit; ribosome
Molecular function (GO): structural constituent of ribosome
Source: RefSeq, a predicted model, not a curated record